UCAAACAUAAAAAAAUAUAGAUAUUUUUAAAGAAUAACAAAUAUGUAAUUUCAUUUGAAAUUUCUAAAAAGAAUGCAAGAUACAUGGCCUAAAAUGAAAAAAAUACAACAAACGUCCCAGGCAUCACCAUGGAAAUCCCAUACCACUCUUGUACUAUUUAUCGUCUAUCGCCUUGAAUAAGCCCUAAAAAUUUCCCUAUACACUCUAUAAUCUGUACCUGUGUAAGACUCCUGUCCUAAAAAUAUUCUAGUGAAAGCAGGGACCUCUUGAGUGACAGAUUGUUCAGCCAUUUUCUUAGCAGCCUCACUUUCAUUGACAGCAACAUGCUUGGCCACAUUCUUUGCAGCCUCACGUUCCUUGAUUAGCAAUGCCUUUGUUUCCUGGAACUGGAGGUGUAUCUCUUCCAAGGCAGACUUUAAUUAUACAUUUUCCUGUGACUGUAGCUGUAUCUCUUUCUCAAGAUCAGACUGCAUCAAUUGUUGCAUGCCUUUAGAAACAAACAAUACCAAAUUUCCCAAAUAGCCAUGCAGUUUACAGAUUCUAGAGAAAUAGGAACAUCAUAUAUUAGUGUCUCAUGUUUCUUUGUUAUUCUUUCUAAUAAUGUUUCCCAGACCAAGAAGUUAGGCAGGUAAAAAAAAGGACUAUCCAAACAUAUAGCUUACAAGCAGAAAAUUUAUUUGCAAGAAAAUAUCUAUAAAAAAGGAAUCUACCCUCAUUUGUUUCUCAAGCUGCAGGUGCAAAGUGAGCUCUUCAACUUCCUUUUCCAACUUGAUUUUGUCUUCUCGGAAAGCAGCAGCUUCCUUUGCAGCCUGUAGAAUUUCGUAAAGAAUUAACUUUGGGAAAUCAUGAAUAUAAUCAUUAUAAACAAUCAAAUUUUAUUUCACAAAAUAAUUAAAAAUUAAGAUUAAAUAACCCAGACACCAUGGUAUCCUAGCACCCAGUAAAGAAUAUUCAGAGAAGAGUAGAGAUAUAAAGAAAGAGGAUAACACCAUUUUUAGCUUCCGUAGUUCUAUAUGUGCAACUUUUACUUUCCAUGCACAUUAAUUCCAUAAUAUAGAAGUGAGCAAUAACAAACCAAUCGGAGAAAACAAAGUAAUCUUAUAGAUUGCAUACUACAAUCUGGAUUGGUUUAAUUUCACUACAAUAGCAUGUUAAUGAGAUAUGGUCAAUACAAAAAGCAGUCAGUUCCAUAAUCCUUCAGAAAUGAAAAUUGACAGAAAUGAGCAUCUAAUAUUUAGUGAAACCAAAGACAUAGAACGGCUAAUUGUGUACCUUGCAUAAUUUCUUAAAAACUGGAAAAAUAAUCUCAUCAUUUAUAACGACUUCAGCAUGGCUUCUUACCAAGGAGAUCCACUACAAACAUAAAUAAGUUGAA
Molecule: messenger RNA, 1375 nt
Organism: Rubroshorea leprosula
Lineage: Eukaryota; Viridiplantae; Streptophyta; Magnoliopsida; Malvales; Dipterocarpaceae
Source: the annotation of a GenBank genome assembly